AUGGCUUCAAAAGGGACAGACCACACUAUUGGUGAUUCCACUCACUCAAAGUCAAAACCAUCAACUACUGCAAGUUGUACUCCAAUUAGCGUCGAUGAGUAUGAAAGUCCAGCAGAUAUUGUUUUCGAUCCUAACGUGUUACCUAUAACAAGUAAGCACACUUCGGCGGUUUGGAAUGAUUUCAAGAGAAAGAGAGUUGGUGGGGUAGAGAAGGUUGAGUGCAAUCAUUGCAAUAAGCUACUUUCCGCCGGUGCAAAGGCGGGAACUUCUCAUUUGAAGGACCACAUUAAAAGUUGUCCAAAGCGAAUAUGUCAAGAUCUUGGGCAAACAAGAUUAUUUGGUACACAACAUAAUGUGAAUGAUAGUAGUGAUUCUUUGACUUUGGCUCCUUAUGAAUUCUGUCAAGAAGAUGGAAGAAAGGACUUGGCCGAGAUGAUUAUAUUGCAUGAGUACCCCAUUAGCAUGGUUCAGCACUAUGGCUUCAGGAAGUACUCUAAAACUUUACAUCCUGGUUUUGAAGUACCGUAUCGUACCACUACUAGGAAGGAUAUAAUGAAGAGAUAUGAGGAUGAGAAGGACAAUAUUCUAGCUUUGUUGAGGAAAGUCAAAAGUCGAAUUUCAUUAACUACGGACAUGUGGAUUGCAAGUAAUCAAAGGAAAGGCUAUAUGGCAGUCACUUCACAUUUCAUUGAUAAUGCAUGGAAGUUGCAAAGUCGAAUCAUAAGGUUUCUUUAUGUCCCUGCCCCACAUAAUGUUGAGGUUCUUGCCGAUGCACUAAAAAAAUGCAUUCAAUCAUGGAACUUGGAUUUGAGAUUGGCAUAUAUCACAGUAGAUAAUUGUACGACUAAUGAUGCUAUGAUGGACAUCAUGAAGGACUCUUUCCCGUAUGGUUCUCUACUUUUGGAUGGUGAGUUCUUACAUAUGCAUUGCUGUGCUCAUAUACUUAAUAUAAUUGUUCAAGAUGGGUUAAAUGAUGUAGUGUAUGAUGGAGUUAAUCGAAUAAGGGAAAGUGUUGUGUUCUGGACUGGUUUUGAUAAGAGAGUGCAAAAGUUUGAAGGUGUAGCUAAUCAAUUAGCCUCCGAUUACAAAAGGAAAUUAACCCUUGAUUGUAAAACUCGUUGGAAUUCAACAUAUGAAAUGCUUUGUGUUGCUAUUAAUUAUAAGGAAGUGUUUGCUGUUUUAAGUGGUCGAGAUAAACUAUACAAAAACCCACCAACUCCUGAAGAUUGGGAAAAAGUUGGGAAAAUAUGUGAGUUAUUGGAAGUGUUUGCUAAACUUACCCUUGAUUUCUCUGCCUCAAAAACUCCUACGACUAAUAUUUACUUUUCUAAAAUUUGCAAAUUUAAAAUUGCUCUAUCUACUUGGCUUUCAUCUCCAUAUGAUUAUGUUGUGAAGAUGGCGGAAGUAAUAUUAGAGAAAUAUAAGAAAUAUUGGGAUAGUAUGAAUGGUUUGAUGGGAGUUGCAACUAUACUUGAUCCUAGGUAUAAAAUGGCUCUAUUCGAUUUUAUUUUGCAAAGAUACUUGAUAAAUAUGAAUAUGAUAGAGAGGUUAGUAGAAUUAUCAAUCUAUUAA
Amaranthus tricolor (Joseph's coat) is the source of this 1572-nucleotide messenger RNA. Its product is annotated as zinc finger BED domain-containing protein RICESLEEPER 2-like. The transcript has 2 exons. Gene Ontology annotation, molecular function: DNA binding. The record is from RefSeq and is a predicted model, not a curated record. Bases 1 to 1572 code for a protein of 523 amino acids. Lineage: Eukaryota; Viridiplantae; Streptophyta; Magnoliopsida; Caryophyllales; Amaranthaceae.